AUGCAGUUCUCAAUCUUCACCGUCCUUGCCACCGCCGCUGGCCUCGUUGCAGCUCUCCCCACGGCAACGACCUCUACCACCGGAUCGAAACCCUCUGCCGCCUGCGGCAAGCUUGGAGACUUCCACAAGACCACCGUCAAGGCCGGACAGACUUUGACGACCAUCGCCGAGCGCUACAACUCCGGCAUCUGCGAUAUCGCUUGGCAGAACAAGCUGGCGAACCCCAACGUCAUUUUCGUGGGCCAGGUUCUCUUGGUCCCCGUUAACGUCUGCAAGCCUGACAACACGUCUUGCUUGACCCCUGCUGGAGAGGCUACCUGCGUAAAGGGUGGACCUGCCACCUACACCAUCAAGUCUGGCGACACAUUUUUCGUUGUCGCCCAAAGCCUUGGUAUUACCACGGACUCUCUCACCGGCGCCAACCCUGGCGUUGUCCCGGAGACCCUCCAAGUUGGACAGGUCAUCAAUGUUCCCGUGUGCUAG
This is a messenger RNA of Colletotrichum karsti, 483 nucleotides long. RefSeq names its product intracellular hyphae protein 1. The record is from RefSeq and is a predicted model, not a curated record. The coding region runs from base 1 to 483 and encodes 160 amino acids. Lineage: Eukaryota; Fungi; Ascomycota; Sordariomycetes; Glomerellales; Glomerellaceae. The transcript has 2 exons.